Anastrepha obliqua is the source of this 2851-nucleotide messenger RNA. RefSeq names its product adenosine kinase (gene Adk3). Gene Ontology annotation, cellular component: nucleus; cytosol. Gene Ontology annotation, biological process: purine ribonucleoside salvage. The record is from RefSeq and is a predicted model, not a curated record. Bases 419 to 1543 code for a protein of 374 amino acids. The transcript is spliced from 4 exons. Gene Ontology annotation, molecular function: adenosine kinase activity. Lineage: Eukaryota; Metazoa; Arthropoda; Insecta; Diptera; Tephritidae.
UCGAGAAAAUCGUGCAAAAAACCCAUUCUCCUACUAAAAUGUGAUAAAAAAAAGAAGUUGUGAGUAAUAACGCUGAUUUUAGAGCACCAAUUUCACACUUUUACAAAUUAUGGUCAGAGCAAGUUGUGGAGUAGAAAACAAAAAGCAUCGAAAUGGUACAAAAGCGAACGAAAAUAAUACGUCUCACAACAUGUUAUGUAGCUUCAUAGCCAUGUUCACCUUUGCGGCGGCGCGGGCCGACCGAGCCAACCUUCAAUUUGGUGGUAGCUACAGAUUCAGUCGAAAGCCUACUGUUGAUGCGUUUGCUGGUGCACUUGAGGAGUAGUAGCCUAUAACCUUCAUUUGAGACAAAAGUCAAGUUGCUUUUAUUGAUUUAACAGUAUAUUGCGUUUGUGUCGUGCGGGUGAUUGCUGAUCUAAUGAUUUUCUUUAAUCGCACAAUGGAAUACUUGCAAGAGCUCUAUUCGAAACUUUUUGGCUAUGGAAAUGAUGAUAAUAGCUUUGAUAAUACGCCACGCAAAGUUGUUGCUUUCGGCAACGUGCUGCUCGAUCAUACCGCACAGCUUCCGGAUGGCGACACAGAUCUGUUGGAAAGAUUUCAAAUGCCGGCAGAGUCGAAGGGAGAAUUAGAUGCGGAGACUUUGGCCAAGUUAGCAGCUGAGGCAGCCGAACGCGUUCAAUUUGAAGUAAAUCCCGGUGGUUCAGCUUUGAAUACGGUGCGUAUACUCAAGCAACUCGGUACGGACGCGCUCUUCUUUGGUGCUGUUGGAGAAGAUAAAGCGGCAGAAAAGUUGAAAGAUAUUUUGCAGGAACGUGAAGUUGAAACGAGACUCGCAGCAGUCAAUGACGUGCCCACCGGCCAGUGUAUUUGCAUCGUGAAUAAAAAUACAAAAACAAAGGCGUUGUACGCCAACAUUGGCGCAUCUGCCAAACUAUCCGUCGAUCAUCUAAAAAAGGCCGAACGUGAUGAGACACAAGCCUUUCUCCGUCCCAUUGAACGCAAACAAAUUAUCUACGUCGAAGGUUUCUUUGUGCCGCAACGGCAAGAAGUCUGUGACUUUAUUGUAAGGAAUUAUAUCAGAGAACGUCGCCGAUUGGCAAUCAAUUUGAAUGCGGAGUAUAUUAUAAAACAAAACAUUGAACAUCUGCAUAAGCUGGCACGUGCAGCUUUUUUCAUAUUCGGUAAUCGCAAGGAACAUAUGGCUUUUGCCGAGCAGCUGGGUUUUGAAACGAUUGACGAUUCAGCCAAACAUUUGUUGGAGGAAUGUAUCACCCCCAAAGUCAUUGUGGUGACAAAUGGGCGCGAAUGUGUACAGUUAAUUACUAAUUACGAAGAUGAAUAUUCACCACCAGGUGCAAUUAUGUUUCAAAGUUUUCAUGUGCCACGUGUCGACACGGUAGUCGAUUCAACAGGUGCAGGUGAUGCAUUUGUUGCGGCAUUCUUGCAUGCCUGGCUACAGAAGCGUUCAUUAAGUGAGUGUGUGCGUGUAGCAAGUGAAGUGGCAGCCAAAGUGGUUACAGUAGUGGGUUGUAAUCUACCAUGAACAUUGGAAUAUGAACAAUGUUCUACGUAACGCCUAAGCUACAAGGAUAACUCAGUCGCACUCAAUUGAAUGGAAUUAAAAUCUACUCAACUUUUAAGCUAAGCAAACAAACUCGUGAAAAUAUUUUUAUAUUAUAAAAUAUUAAUAAUGCAGCCGUUGCGCCGAUGCACCUGUACUCGUUAGCUGCUUCAUUAGCACUUCAUUGUCCAUAGUAAAAAAAUAUUAAGGUAUAUAUAAGAAGGCUUUGCAAAGUGGUCUCAAUUCACGCCAUCACUCAUAUAGUUGCAAACGCCUUCACAUUGACUCAUCUCCCAUUUCUCAUCAGUGCACAAAGCAAUAUGUAAUGCGAAUUUUGAUAAACACAAAAUCAACAACAAUCAACCAUAACAAGUACUUAAACUUUAUGUAUUCAAGUGUGCUUUUUAAGCGCGUCGAAGUCUUCUUGCCUUCCACUGAUUUCAAUGUGCCUACGUGCAUGAUUCUAUAGGCGUACAUAUACAUAUCCACAUACAUAGAUAUGUAAGUAUGAAUGUCGAGUUGCUAGGAAGCAGUGUGGGCAAUAAUUAAAUAAUGCGACAAUCGCGCGCUACUCUCAUUUAAAUCUCCAUAAUUUGCAAUAAUUGCAAUCAUACCUGCUUUUGUUUUAGUUAUAAAAUAUAUUAUUUAUAGAAUCUUUCAAAAAUGACUAAUGGUUAGAAAUAAUGGAAUCGCCACAAAUAGAACUACUCAUAUUUCUAUUGUGGAUAUACUUCCAUAUUAAAAGUAUACCCACGCAAGGUGCAAUGCAUAUUUAAUUAAAGCGACUAUUAUUUAAAAAACUUUCAAAUAUUGAUGCUAGUAUUUACAUAGAUCACACCUUUCGUAUGGUGAAUUAUUAUUAGUUUUUUCAACGACUUGUGGUGGAAAUAUUUGCGUAAACGUAAUUGGCUAAAUAUAAAAAGUUUAGUUCAAUGAACUUACUGAUUGACAAAAAUUAACGGCUAUGCCAUCAGGUGGCUAGAUUUGCCCUCUACUCUACAAGCGCGGCCUGGAUUUGUAUCAGACCACGCAUUCCUCUCACAAGAACUAUAGUAAAAGUAGCUGUUAUGACUAAAAUUGAUCUUCAUCUUCUCUCUCUCUCUUUCAAAAUUGAUUUAAUUCAUUAAAUAAAUUGAAUUCACUACAAGGACUACCACUCCAGUAGCAUUCCCCAACAACUUUCUAGAGUAUUUUAUGUUGCUACAAGAAUAAUAGUAAAAAUAACAGCUGCCAAAAAAUGUAAUUUAUUACAAAAAACCUGCCCAUAAAUUUCUAUGACGCACCAUAUUU